Messenger RNA from Gasterosteus aculeatus aculeatus (three-spined stickleback), 1391 nucleotides. RefSeq names its product mortality factor 4-like protein 1. Gene Ontology annotation, cellular component: nucleus; NuA4 histone acetyltransferase complex. NCBI's taxonomy places the organism in Eukaryota, Metazoa, Chordata, Actinopteri, Perciformes, Gasterosteidae. The record is from RefSeq and is a predicted model, not a curated record. Gene Ontology annotation, biological process: regulation of DNA-templated transcription; chromatin organization.
GGCGGGCCAUUCUCAGCUUCUCCUUCGCUUUUGGCACCAAUGUCGGAGGUGUUUGUGCCUGGAAGAAAUGGACUCUGGCAAUGCCCGGAUUUGAUCGUUCAGAGAUUCGAUCAGUUGAGUCUGUGAAUGGCGCCAAAACAGGACCCUAAGCCUAAAUUUCAAGAAGGUGAAAGAGUCCUGUGCUUUCAUGGGCCAUUGCUCUAUGAGGCAAAGUGUGUAAAGAUCAACAUUAAGGAUAAACUGAUUAAAUACUUCAUUCAUUACAGCGGAUGGAACAAAAACUGGGAUGAAUGGGUUCCUGAAAGCAGAGUUCUCAAAUAUGUGGACAGCAACCUUGCAAAACAAAAAGAGCUUCAAAAGGCCAAUCAGGACCAUUAUGUUGAGGGAAAGAUGAGGGGUUUAGCACCAAGCAAGAAGAUUGCUGCUGUGCAGCAGAAAAAUGUUGAUCUGAAAGUGAAAAAGGCAAAGCAGAAGACCCCAGGGCCGGGUGAAGGCACCAGCAGCGGAGAGACGCCGCAGGGACCACGGAGGAAAAGGGCUCGGGUCGAUCCCACUGUGGAGAGUGAGGAGAUGUUCAUCAACCGCGUGGAGGUGAAGGUGAAGAUUCCCGAAGAGCUGAAACCCUGGCUGGUGGACGACUGGGACCUCAUUACCCGACAGAAACAGUUAUUUCACCUUCCUGCUAAGAAGAAUAUAGAGACCGUGUUGGAGGAUUAUGCAAACUACAAGAAAUCUAAAGGAAACUCCGACAACAAGGAGUACGCGGUAAACGAAGUCGUGGCGGGGAUCCGGGAGUACUUCAACGUCAUGCUGGGCACUCAGCUGCUCUACAAGUUCGAGAGGCCACAGUACGCCGAGAUCCUGGCGGAGCACCCGGACAUGCCGAUGUCGCAGGUGUACGGAGCACCACACCUUCUGCGUCUGUUCGUUCGUAUUGGCGCCAUGCUGGCCUACACGCCGCUGGAUGAGAAGAGUCUGGCCUUGCUGCUCAAUUACCUCCAAGAUUUCCUCAAGUACCUGGUGAAGAACUCCUCCACGCUCCUGAGUGCCACCGAUUACGAGGUCGCGCCCCCAGAGUACCACCGCAAGGCUGUCUGAGCCCCCCCCCCCCCUUUCUCUUUGCCCUUUUAUCCUCUCUCACCUUUUGGAAAAGACACAAGAUUUUUUUUUUUUCCUUCCGUUGACUCAACAAGCAGCUCUUAGGUGUUUUUGUGCCACCCGAUAGAAAUUUGUUACCGUUGCAUGUAUGUAUGUAUUAGUGUUUGUCCUGCAGUACAAGGUGCCAUCGGAUGCUGGACCACCUGGUCAUCACUCAGCAGCUGAUGUUUUUGUAUCUGUAUCUUGUUCAUUUGUAUCAAUUUGUUUAAAAAAAAAAGUUUCUACACAAUUUA